Molecule: messenger RNA, 1457 nt
Organism: Radiomyces spectabilis
Lineage: Eukaryota; Fungi; Mucoromycota; Mucoromycetes; Mucorales; Radiomycetaceae
Exons: 3
Coding region: 200-1279 (359 amino acids)
Molecular function (GO): glutaminyl-peptide cyclotransferase activity; zinc ion binding
Source: RefSeq, a predicted model, not a curated record
CUUUUUUUUUUUUUUUUUGUUCACCUUAUUUUUCCCUUACAGCUUAGUUAUUUUAUAUUGCACUUACUUUUUAUUAUCUCCACCACCCUAGUAAAACUUUAAAAUAAUGCUCAGACGUAUGAACUGAAAGAAAGUUUGCUUUUCUCUCCCGUUUUCCUUUUUCGGACAUCUUUCUUUGGUUGGCAUUUGUAACAAGAAAAUGAAGUGGUGGCUCGCAUGUCGGUGGCUGCUGCUGGUGAGUGUCACGGUUGAACUUGUCUCGUUUGUGAAUGGAUACAAGUUACAGUCGAGCAAGUCCAUGCGCCAGUUGGCGCAACUUUCGGAAUCUGGUCGGCUGGACAUUGACGGUCCACUAUUGAAGCCACUGCUAGUGGAACGCGUGUCAGGCACCGAAAGCAAUCGACGUGUGCAAGAGUUCAUUGCAGCUCACUUUGUGUCAUUGGGAUGGCACGUGGAACUCGACAAUUUUACCGACACCACUCCGGAUGGACCGGUGCAGUUCACCAAUAUCAUUGUGACCAAAGAUCCCACCGCCGAAAAGCGAUUGGUGCUUGCCGCCCACUUUGAUUCUCUGCGUAAACCCGACUAUGCGUUUAUUGGCGCCACCGACUCGGCGGUGCCGUGCGCGAUUCUGAUGGAUAUAGCAACCAGUCUGAACCGAGCAUUGGACGACCCAGCUGCGCAUAAGAAAGGAACGACGUUGCAAAUGAUAUUUUUCGAUGGGGAAGAAGCGUUCAAGAAAUGGGGACCGAAAGACUCGAUUUACGGAGCGAGGCAUUUGGCAGAACGGUGGAGUGCGCCCAGGAUGAUCGACAGUGAUAUAACCGGCCCAACAAGUACGACGACCAAUCAACUAGCCGAGAUUGAAGUGCUGGUGCUUUUGGAUCUGCUGGGUACCACGAACCCCUCGAUUCCUAAUUACUUCCCGGCCACCAGUGGGCUUUUCCAAAAACUGUUUCGGCUGGAAGCUCGAUUGCAUCAAUUAAAGUUGCUGGAAACCGUUUCAGUCAAGACAGGGGAAGCGCUGUUACCCAUUUUCGAUCCUCACUCGCCCAUGACUUUCCAAAGCUACGCUAUUGAAGAUGAUCAUGUGCCGUUUCUGCGUCGAGGCGUCGAUAUCCUUCACUGCAUCCCUUUUCCUUUUCCAGACGUUUGGCAUAAUAGCGGUGAUAAUGCGGAUUGUAUCGAUCCAUCAAUGGUGCGCAACCUGGCGAUCCUGUUUCGUAUCUUUACAGCCGAGUAUCUGGAAGUGGAUCUACUAUUUCACGAUGAGCUCUAGGGUAUGAGCUGAUGAUAAAAAAAAUGAAAUGGUAAAUAAGGAGACACAUGGUGCAUCGCUCGAUUUGGGUCCUCCCGUCACGCAAAAAUUUCUCCCUUUCAAUUUGAGCACAGUGAUUGACUUGAUACUUUAUUAACCUACGCUCAUCCUCGGCCAUCAGCUAUCACUUUUUCUUCUU